AUGGAAAGCGAAAACGAAAGUAGCGAGACUUGGGAAGUCCCCAUCAUGCUCAGUCCGGAUUACGAGGAGCUUGCCAGAUUCAAUCCAUUUUUUGACAAGAUCAUGGAUCUAUGGAGUAAAUCCGCAAUGAUCACGAACACAAUGAAUUCCUCGGAUGCCUCGGCGAGUACCUCUCCAUCGCAGUCCAUGGACUCCGGAAAUGAUUCUUCCUUCAACCAUCGCCAAUCAUCCACAUCCCCUUUGUUGAACGAAUAUCAAUCUCGCCUUGAGCAGCAUGUAUCAGAGCAGUCCCGCGUGGAGCUGCAUCACUCCGGGCGUCUUGAGUCGGACUGCAUGGAUUCUUCUUCAAUUGAAGCUCCCCUAGGACCGAUGAAAACCUCGCACAAGAAGCUCUUUGGUGAAAACGGCUGGCUUGGAUGUACCGCCGACAUGAAGGAUCUGCCCAGUGACACGAAAAUGUUCAAGGGCUUGAGAGGAUUCGGCAGGAAGAUCAAGAAGCAAGUGGAGGAGCUCGCGGAGGAGAUGGCCAAGGCACAUCCAAACCCUCUCAUCCAUGUGAGCCUGCGCCCAAGGAUCGUUCCCGAGUCGACCAUCCCCAUCUCGCUAGACCCUCCGACCCAAGCCAAGCUAUACUCGGAGAUGGAAGUCAUGAUAUGCGUCACCGCGAACAAGUUCCUCCUGGAUCAGUACAAUGAAGGUCGCCUCUCCGAAGAAUCGAUCCGAAAAGUCACCAAGUACUGGGGCUCGAAGAACAGGCCUCAGGUUAUCGAGUUCCAGUUCGACCAGGCCACCCAGCGGCGACUGAUUAUGUCUAACAUCCGAACUCUGCGUUUCAGCGGAGAAUUUUCGACCAACCCGGUUCUUCUCAAGUCGAACCUUAAUAAUUGGAAGGCAGUCAGUAAGGAAAUGAGCGUCCGCACCUUCUGUGCUCCUGACAGCGCCAUCCGCAAGCACAUGCACGACAUCCACAAGAUUCUCGAUAUGCUGGAUGCGCCGCUUGUCACCUACAUCACAUUUGAGGAGCUCCAGAUGCGGACUCUGUCUCUCAUGAAGGCAUACCUGGAGAAGCUUUGCCAGGCCGACGGUGGUAAUUCGAAGUUGUCUCGAUCAAGUCGGAACUACGGAAGACAUCUUUCGAUGGCAUACUAA
This is a messenger RNA of Aspergillus sclerotioniger CBS 115572, 1149 nucleotides long. RefSeq lists its product as uncharacterized. NCBI's taxonomy places the organism in Eukaryota, Fungi, Ascomycota, Eurotiomycetes, Eurotiales, Aspergillaceae. The transcript is spliced from 3 exons. The coding region runs from base 1 to 1149 and encodes 382 amino acids. The record is from RefSeq and is a predicted model, not a curated record.